Molecule: messenger RNA, 1470 nt
Organism: Cutaneotrichosporon oleaginosum
Lineage: Eukaryota; Fungi; Basidiomycota; Tremellomycetes; Trichosporonales; Trichosporonaceae
Source: RefSeq, a predicted model, not a curated record
CAUAUAACGAGGUGAGUCGCGAGAACUUGCGGACAGUCUGGAAGGGCUUUUAUGUGGGAGGCUUGAGCCAAGCGGCUCCCGGGAAGGCGGCACCAGCUCGUCUCCAUUCCAAUCCAGCUGCUUACUCCAGCGCUAUGACGAUACGCUCUCCAAGGCCCCUUGGGUUGCCAAGUUCUCCAGUGGCCGCACACUACUAUUUGUGAGUUAAACAACGACACUAGCAACAACGACACUAGCUGAUGAAGAAAUAUGCCCCCUACACGGAAAGGAAAGGCUACCUCUUUGCAGCGACCGAUCUGGAGACUGUCUACUUCGAGGCAGUAUUUGGAGCGUCCAUUGCGACCAGACUCGCCCAGGUAUCGGAGAGGGAGGGGAAAGACUCUGAUGUUGGCAUGGAACAGGCAGAGGGCGCUCUGGGAUCGCUCAGCGAAGCAUUCGAUGGAGGGUGGGAAGGCGCCAGCAUGGAGGUUGUGACAGACGACUACUUCGAUGCAGUUUACUUCCUACGCAGCGGAGACUUUGCGUGGCAAUUCAACAUGACUGAAAUGCGAGGUCGGCAACCGCUGACUUUCAUUGCGAAGCAUCUCCUUGCCCCGUUCAGUGUGCUGAUGGCGCAAGAUCGUGGCGUGGAGCCGGCUGACUCUGGGCGCCCCGUAGACAUCGUCUCAGCCGUACUCUCCGAUAGCGGCGUCGCUCGCGCUCUACGCAGGGUGACGGGCGCCCCGCCGCCAGCCCUAGGGGGCCCACUUUCGAGGAAGAACACGCCGCUGCCAAAGAAGGACCGCGCCGGGCUGAUCACGACACCUGUGGCACUCAAACCUAAACGCACGCCUUCGCCGGACCGAACACCUCUUGGCCGGCCUCCAACCCCACCUAGAGCAUCUGUCUCUCAGGCAUUGCCGCCCCUGAUACCGCCAUCAUCUCCUACGCCUGCCGCGAAGCGCACUCGCGCCUACGAUUACGCCGCGGGUAUACUGCCAUCCUCGGGCCCGGCGAGCUCUGGACCAGGUACCGAGCCAGGGCGCUCGCGCAGCACGUCACCGCUCAAGGGAGUGAUUGUCGCCGAGAGCAUCGACUUGCCGGCCAGCACACCUCCUGUCCCACCAUCCGAUCCGCCGAGCUCCACGUUCAAUCCGCCAUCAUCCACACAGGAUCCGCUGAUUCCCACGCAGAAGAAGAAGAGGAAGAAGGACAAGAAAGCCGAGGAGGCGGAAGAGGAGGCAGAGGCGGAGAAGCGCCGCACUGCAUUGAAACGGAAAAUGGCUACAGGGGGAGGUGGAAGGCUGGGACGCCGGCGGUAGUAAGCGUUGUAGGUUCUCAGUAUACCUAGUACAAAGACCAAUCUAUGAGCACACUCCGGCGACAUACGGGGGAAUGUGGAGCUCGUGCGGCAUUGGCCUUCCACUGAACGCUGUUGUCUUCAACGAGCCUGCCAGCGUCUUCGACUCAAGUGAUCAUGGUAAUGUCGUG